Lodderomyces orthopsilosis Co 90-125 is the source of this 2280-nucleotide messenger RNA. RefSeq names its product Hap43p (gene HAP43). Gene Ontology annotation, molecular function: transcription cis-regulatory region binding; DNA-binding transcription activator activity, RNA polymerase II-specific. The record is from RefSeq and is a predicted model, not a curated record. The transcript has a single exon. The coding region runs from base 1 to 2280 and encodes 759 amino acids. Lineage: Eukaryota; Fungi; Ascomycota; Pichiomycetes; Serinales; Debaryomycetaceae. Gene Ontology annotation, cellular component: nucleus; RNA polymerase II transcription regulator complex.
AUGUCAACAAAGGGUCCUAGUAUUGCUCCGAGACAGCUGUCGGUGGCCCAGUCGCCGAUAGCUAUUGCUGGUUCUCCUCCAUCCUCGGCUUCCGCGAGCUCAACACCGAGAAGUGCAGCCAGUCCCAACACCCACAAUAACAAUGCAACAUCCCCACCAAACAAUCCUACCGCUAGAAGCUUAACCACAAAGAGUGUUACCCUGAUUAUGACAUCAAAGGAAUGGGUUUUGCCUCCUAGACCUAAACCAGGUAGAAAACCUAGUGUCGAUACCCCGGCAUCCAAAAGAAAGGCACAAAAUAGAGCAGCACAAAGGGCCUUUAGAGAACGAAGAGCCACUAGGGUCCAGGAGUUGGAAGAGAAACUAAUGGAAGUUGAAAAGGAAAAGGAUAUAAAGGAGAUGGCAUUGAUUAAUACGAUAAAUAAGUUAAAGGCAGAAAAUAACUUUUUAACAAAGAGUAUGGAACAAAUACGACAAGAAAUGGCCAUGUUUAGAGCAUCCCAGGAGGAGAUAAGACUGCAGGUGCCACAACAACAAGGACAACAGCAACAAACACAGCAACAAAACAUUGCACCUGCGCCUCCUCAACAAUUUUCCAAACGUCAUUCAAGUAAUACAUCAUCAUCUUCUUAUUCACAACUUUCACUUCAGCCUGCACAACAACAACAGCAGUCACAGCAACAACAACGACAACAACAGCAAUACUUUGCAGGGUUCAAUGCAGGUCAGAAUCCAUCACCGCUGAAUAACAUCUCACCAGCUGGCUCGUCAUAUUCUUUACAGCAGAUAUCACCUGCACCUUCCGCAGAUCUGCCACCCAAUGGUACUACAAGAAAUAGCUUCCAACCUCACGGUGUGAUCAGUCGAAAUAAUAGUAGUAAUAGCAACAGCACGCAGCACACAUUGACACCCGUUUCCAACAAUAAUACACCCGACAAACUCUUUGCAUCCAACAACAACAAUAAUAAUGGAGGAGUUGAUUCAUCGGAAUUUGAUUGUGGUGUGUGUAUCAAAGAUGAAUGUUUAUGUGAAUCUGUGGGAUUGAAGGAACCUCACAAGACCGAAGCAGAACGAGAAUUAGAAAACCAAUUGAACUCAAUUAAACCUCAAGCAGCUGUAACACUUCGUCGGAAGAGAAAAGCACAAAGUAUUAAUGAUGUCGAAGAAAUAGAUUUCACCAGACAGUUCGCCACUAAAGCUAAACCUAUGCCAGAUUUGAAUAAGCUACGAAAACAAGACCAGAAACUGAGUAACACUGUUGUUUCAGUAACUAAACACAAUCACCAGCAUAAUCAGCCACGAUCAAGAUCAAUUGACAAGAUCGACAAUUCUGAUUUCAAUGAAGACUCGCCAAUGGAGAAUUGUGGAUUUUGUUCAGAUGAUACGCCAUGUGUUUGUCGUGAAGCGGCCAAAGAAGCAGCCAGACUCAAUGCCUCAUUGAAUGGACCUAAUAAUAUCAUUGUCGAGGAAGAAGAGGAACAAGUGGAUGGUGAAACUAAUGGGCAAGGCAGCGAUCAUAACACCCUACCUCCAUUACAAUUCAAUUUAACUAGCAAUAACAACAAUACCAAAAUGGCUCUUCCUGUGAUGCAUCCUGGCCCUUCAGUCGAGAUACGAGAUAUAACAAACUUGACACCGGGGGCAGUGCCAACAGUAAUACCAAGACCAAACCAAUCAUCUACAGAAUCGUCAUCAUCAUCAUCACAGCCACAAACGGAGGAAGACGCCAAUUCAAAUGAAGAUACUGGUAGUGGGUGUACAGGAAACCCGGGUACAUGUAAACAAUGUCAAAUGGAUCCGAUGUCUACCUUAUUCUGUACAACAGUUGCUUCUAAAAGCAAUGACUCUUCAAUACGACCCAAUCUAUCAAGGAACAAUUCAAGAGCGUCACUCCUGUUGAAUUUUGGACCCAACACACCUAGUGCAAGUGGUGCCAACAACAAAAACAAUAAUGCACCAAGUCCUAUCCCUCCGCCGUUAAUCGCCACGAACAGCUCAAAUAAUCUCGCCGCUAGUCCUGGUGCAGGUUUAAGUGGUUUGUCGGCACUUGUACCAACGACUCCUGGAAGUGUAUCCAACAAUGGCAACAACAGUGAUUCUUCAACAGGUGGCAUGUUUAUUCCUUGUGCUGAUGCAUACAAGACGUUAUCUCGUCAUAAGAAAUUUAAUAGUGUUGACUUUAGUACAUUGGUUGGCAAGUUGACUACAAGAGGUAUGCAAGUUGAGGUUCAAUCAGUAGCAAAUGUCUUGCGAGAAUUGGAUCGAAGACUAUACAAUUGA